CAGCUUAUCCUCUCUCUGUCUCUCUGUCUCUCUCUCUCUCGCCUUCCAUACACCAGAGCUUGAGCUCGCUUUCCGUUAUAACAAAGGCCUUCUUAAUAUUUGCGAGAAAAGCUUAACGCUAAAAUGGCCAUUGAGAUUAUUGAGCAACCCACUGUUGAGCUAUCAAAAGUUGCAGUUUCUAAAACUCAUGGAGAGGAUUCUCCAUACUUUGCUGGCUGGAAAGCAUACGAUGAAAAUCCUUAUGAUGAAAUUGAAAACCCCACAGGAGUCAUACAGAUGGGACUUGCUGAAAAUCAAGUUUCAUUUGAUUUGCUAGAAGAUUACUUGGAGAAGCAUUCCGAAGCAUCUACCUGGGAAAAAGGAGCACCUGGCUUCAGAGAGAACGCUUUGUUUCAAGAUUACCAUGGACUGAAAUCUUUCAGACAGGCAAUGGCGAGUUUCAUGGGACAAAUUAGAGGGGGAAGAGCAAAAUUUGACCCCGAUAGAGUCGUCCUAACUGCUGGCGCAACUGCAGCUAACGAGUUGUUGACCUUCAUUCUAGCUGAUCCCGGUGACGCUUUGCUAGUUCCAACUCCAUAUUAUCCUGGAUUUGACAGAGAUUUAAGGUGGAGGACUGGUGUAAACAUAUUACCAAUUCAUUGCGACAGCUCAAACAAUUUCCAGGUCACUCCUCAGGCCUUGGAAGCUGCUUAUAAAAAUGCAGAAGCCAUGAAAAUCAAAGUGAGAGGUGUACUCAUAACCAAUCCUUCGAACCCAUUAGGUGCUACAAUUCAACGCAAAGUCCUGGAAGAGAUUCUUGAUUUUGCCACGCGAAAAAACAUCCAUCUAGUGUCUGAUGAAAUCUAUUCAGGAUCCGCCUUCUCAUCAUCUGAAUUCGUGAGCAUUGCAGAAAUUCUUGAAGCUCGUGGAUACAAAGAUUCAGAAAGAGUUCACAUUGUUUACAGUCUCUCAAAAGACCUUGGUCUCCCAGGUUUUCGAGUUGGAACCAUAUAUUCCUACAACGACAAGGUUGUUACAACAGCAAGAAGGAUGUCUAGCUUCACCUUAAUUUCCUCGCAAACACAACAUCUGUUGGCUUCCAUGUUGUCCGACAAGAAAUUCACCAAGAACUACAUCAAAAUAAACAGAGAGAGACUGAGGAGAAGGUACGAAAUGAUCAUUGAAGGGCUGAGAAAUUCUGGGAUUGAGUGUUUGAAAGGCAAUGCUGGGUUAUUUUGCUGGAUGAAUUUAAGUCCAUUGUUGAAGACACCCACGAGAGAAGGUGAACUGAGUCUCUGGAAAUCAAUCAUUCGUGAUCUGAAGCUGAAUAUAUCACCUGGAUCUUCUUGCCAUUGCUCUGAACCAGGCUGGUUUAGGGUGUGUUUCGCCAACAUGAGCGAGCAGACGCUAGAAGUUGCACUGAAGAGGAUACAUAACUUCAUGGAUCAGAGGAAAAAAGAAACAAACUAAAUCUCUGUUUUUACAAUAAGGUGCAAUCUUUUUUUUUAAUGGCUUUUUUGCCAUUUUGAUUCUUUAAUUAGAUGACAAAAACCCAAACUUCAUGGCUU
This is a messenger RNA of Manihot esculenta (cassava), 1547 nucleotides long. RefSeq names its product 1-aminocyclopropane-1-carboxylate synthase 7. Gene Ontology annotation, biological process: amino acid metabolic process; biosynthetic process. The record is from RefSeq and is a predicted model, not a curated record. The transcript has 4 exons. Lineage: Eukaryota; Viridiplantae; Streptophyta; Magnoliopsida; Malpighiales; Euphorbiaceae. Gene Ontology annotation, molecular function: pyridoxal phosphate binding; transaminase activity. The coding region runs from base 124 to 1449 and encodes 441 amino acids.